Molecule: messenger RNA, 1342 nt
Organism: Morus notabilis
Lineage: Eukaryota; Viridiplantae; Streptophyta; Magnoliopsida; Rosales; Moraceae
Product: dof zinc finger protein DOF3.4
Biological process (GO): regulation of DNA-templated transcription
Molecular function (GO): DNA-binding transcription factor activity; DNA binding
Source: RefSeq, a predicted model, not a curated record
CUUAACAGAACACUGUAAUAAAGCUGUUUCCUCUGCCUCAUAUAUGCCUCAGAAAAACUGUUCCUCUCUCUAUCUCCUUCUCUCUCUCUGCACCCCCCAAACUGAUCAUUAUUCUCUCUCUCCUCUCCCUUUCUCUCUCUACUCUCUCCCUCCUUAAAAACCCACUCCCCACGUCCUCUUCUCACCACCGCAACAAAAACCAACAUUCCAAAAACCACAACUCCAAAAAUCACAACUCAACCUUACAAGUUCUCCAACUUGAAAACUUUACGUAUAGAUACAAUAUAUAGAUAUAUAUAGACCUGAUGCCAUCGGAGACGGGGGAGCAGAUACGGCGGCCGGCGAAGUCCCAACACCCGGGAGGAGCGGCGGCGGCGACGGCGGCGGCGGAACAGGAGCAUCUGCCGUGUCCGAGGUGCGACUCGACCAACACCAAGUUCUGCUACUACAACAACUACAACUUCUCUCAGCCGCGUCAUUUCUGCAAGUCCUGCCGCCGCUACUGGACCCACGGUGGGACCCUCCGCGACAUCCCCGUCGGCGGCGGAAGCCGCAAGAACGCCCAGCGCUCCCGCACCUCCGCCGCCACCUCAUCUUCCUCUUCUACCACCUCCUCGACCCAAAACCAGAUUUCCAAUCCGAUCCGGCCCGCUCUUACGCCUCCCCGGCCGCCCGCCACCCCGGUUCUCGUGCCAUUCUCCGCCGCCGCCAGUCAGGGUUUUGGCGGUGACGUGAAGGCUGGCGUUGGUGGGCUUUGCGGCGGGAGCUUUACGUCGCUGCUCAACACUCAGGGGCCGGGGUUUCUGGCUUUGGGUGGGUUUGGGCUUGGGAUUGGGACUGGGUUUGAGGAUCUGAGUUUUGGGCUUGGGAGAGGGAUUUGGCCGUUUUCCGGCGUGGGAGAUGGCGGCGGCGGCGGUGUUGGUGUUGGGGGCAAUGGUGGUGGUGGUGUUGGGCCCAGAGGGAUAGGAUCCGCGUGGCAGUUCGAGAAUAGUGAUCAUCAUGGUGGACAUGGAGGGCUUGUUGCUGCGGGUGCAGGGGAUUUCUGUUCUUGGGCUGAGCCUGCGAUUUCUACACAUGGAAACGGUCUCAAAUGAAAUAUGAAAAUGGAAAAUGAAUCUUCGUUUGUUGUUUAUUAACUGCUCUUCUUUUGUUUUUCUUUACGUUUUUAAAUUUUUCCUGGUUUUUAAAUGGAAAUUGUGGUUUAGUUUUAAGGGUCUUUAGUUUUUUUGAGGUCAAACCAGCUUAAAAAACCAGAGUUUAGAGAGAAUGUUAUAAUGGCCUUUUCUUUGUUUUUCUUUUUCACUCUUUUCUUCCUUUUUAACUCUUAUAUGGCUUUUGUUUU